Messenger RNA from Anopheles coluzzii, 1606 nucleotides. RefSeq names its product transmembrane protein 60. Lineage: Eukaryota; Metazoa; Arthropoda; Insecta; Diptera; Culicidae. The transcript has a single exon. Bases 903 to 1328 code for a protein of 141 amino acids. The record is from RefSeq and is a predicted model, not a curated record.
GAAGUGAAAUAUUGUUAAGAUUGUUUGGCGUUGGUAAGUUUGGUAUAUUCUCUGUUCUCUGGUAUAUUAUUCCGACCAAUAGUGAUUGGAAAUUAAAAAAAAAAAACAGAAAAUAACGGAAUGGAAUUGGUAGGUUCACGAGGUUCGAAUACAAAGAUAGGAUGGAUUUGGAACAUUUCGAUAAUCUACCGUUCCGACUGAACCUACCGUCCUGGCAAACCUACUAGGAUCAGAAUUUUAAAAAUCAAAUAAAAACCCUAUUUCCUAUCCUUACAUUUGAGGAACGGAAUGAACCUACUGACUUCGCUUCCGAACGCGCAUCACUAUUGUCCAAUCAUGUUUUAGAUAUGAUUUGCUAACGACAAACGUGGCCGGAACAGUAGAUGUCUUGAAUAGAGGUGUGCCCAAAGAACCAGAACCGUACGAUUCAUUCAGUUCAUUCUAAAGAACGAACGACCUACGUACGCGACAGAUUUUGCGGAUUUCGCCUGCGUAACUUUAUGUAAAAAAUAAUUGCUUGGUAAUAUUUUUAUAUGAAGUCUAACGUUCGAUUUCGCAAAAAAGCCAUCGUGUGGAAAAAGUGUAACGCAAUUAACGUAUUUAAUGUUUAAAACUCGGACCAUAAAUUCAAAUCCAUCAUUUUGACGGUUUCUUUAUCUGUUUCCCUUUUCAAUGUGAAACAUUUAACACAAAAGAGAAGUCGAUGAAAUAAUUCAUCUUGAAAACAUACAUUUCCUUGACAGCCACCGCUUCGCUAGUUGACAGCUGCCGCUAGCGAUAUAAACAAAACAAUUCACUGUUUUUCCUUCACGAAGCAAUUAGCACGAUCGCUGCUUCCGCUCCGGAAUACCAACUCACACCAAUUCGUGCCAACCAUUGCGUGAAACGCCUAAUCUCCCCGAAUGGGUUUCGUACAGCGCGCGCUCUUCACCUGGUUCAUUCUGCUAGUGUUUCUGGUGGUGCUCUGUCUGCGGCUCGAAAACCGAAUCUACUGGAACUGGUUCCUCGUCUUCAUACCGCUAUGGCUGUACGACGUGAUACUGGUGGCGUGGGCCGUGAUCGAAAUCGUGCAAAGGCAGCACGCAAAUCGGCUCAUCUCACUGCACCACUACAAGUACUACGUGGUUGGGAUAGUGUUGAAAAUUUUCUCCCAAAUCACUAUCUGCCUGAAGCUCGAGUACAAAUCGAUACCGAUGUACGUGAUGAUGAUUCCGAUCUGGAUGUUGCUAGCACUGCUGAUCGUUUUCGUUGGAACGCACCUGCAACCGAAACCGCGCUCGAUCGGCUCGAACCGCAGCAACCGCCAGUCGGCGGGCGUAUCCUCCUGAGGGUAUUUGAAACUUCGCGUAUGCGAAAUCGAACCAAGCGCUACGGAGUAACAACAGCAGUAGCAGGAUGGCGAUGGCGAAUCCUUUCCGUAAAGAAGUAGAGGAAACGCGAAAAAAAAACAACCGAACCGUGUCGGUAGCAAGACUUCAACAAAAAUAGCUGUAUAUUGUACCGUUUCACUAUUGUAACGCUUUUUUAAACUUAAGAAAAUUGUACUAAUGCGUUUGUACUGUUAGAAACCAAUCUCAUAAUGUAAUAAAUUACUCUUUAAAACAAA